AUGACUGACAUGGACAAAGUAUCUAGUGACCAUGUAGCAGAAGUUGGAAAUAUAGAAGCCGUUCCUACCCAUCAAGCCCGAGCUGAUAUCGAUGUCGACGAGGAAUAUUCUUUUCAGGAACAAAGAAAAAUUAUUCAUCGUGUUGACCGCCGAUUGAUCAUUAUCUGCGGAGCUGCCUAUUGCAUUAGUCUGAUGGACCGCACAAAUGUUUCAGUGGCAGCGAUUACUGGUAUGAUGGAGGACCUGGAAUUAUACAUCGGCUUUCGAUACUCGAUCGUAUUACUGGUCCUGUUUAUUCCCUACAUCUCGCUUCAGCCGCUGGCGAGUGCCGUUAUCCGAUAUAUUGGGCCGCGAAUCUUCAUAUCUGUAACUGUCAUGACCUGGGGGGCAUGCUUGAUUGGAUUUGCUUACUCCCCAAACUGGCAGACACUGUCCGGCCUACGGGCGGUUCUUGGAGCUCUUGAGGCAGGAUUCUUUCCGGGCACUGUCUAUCUACUGUCAUGCUGGUAUUCGCGGUACGAGGUCCACAGGCGCUACUCAUGGUUUUACCUUAUAGGAUGCGGUGCCUCAGCUUUCUCUGGAAUCCUUGCAUUUGGUUUCAGUCAAAUGAAGCCGCUCCAAGGUCUGAAUGGGUGGCAAUGGAUUUUUGUCAUGGAGGGCGUUUUGACCUUCAUUAUCGGAAUCUUCUGCAUAGUGUUUGUUGUUGACUUUCCUGACAAGGCUCACAAAGAGUGGGCCUUCCUCAAUGAGAGGGACUCCCUCAAUACCGUUACAUACGCUAUUGCAUACUUCCUCCCAAUUAUUCUCCGUGAUAACAUGGGAUUCAGCGUGAUAGCAUCUCAAUGCCUUACAGCGCCACCAUACGCCUUUGCAGGCAUCCUAAUGGUAGUAACAUCAUGGAUUGGUGAUAAAUAUCACAUGCGUGCUCCAAUCCUUAUCUUUAAUAGCCUUGUUACUCUGGUUGGUCUUCCAAUCAUGGGCUUUGCUAACACUCCAGCCGUCCGCCUCUUUGGUGUAUUCCUCACGACUGGUGGAGCACAAGCUAAUAUCCCUGCAUGUAUGGCAUAUCAAGCAAAUAAUAUUCGAGGCCAGUGGACGCGAGCUUUUGCAAGUGCGACGCUAGUUGGGUUCGGAGGUAUUGGUGCUAUAGCUGGUAGUUUGAUCUUCCGGUCUCAGGAUGCACCAGCCUAUAUUCCUGGUAUUUGGGCUGCCAUUGCGUAA
Penicillium arizonense is the source of this 1221-nucleotide messenger RNA. RefSeq lists its product as uncharacterized. NCBI's taxonomy places the organism in Eukaryota, Fungi, Ascomycota, Eurotiomycetes, Eurotiales, Aspergillaceae. Gene Ontology annotation, molecular function: transmembrane transporter activity. The transcript is spliced from 7 exons. The record is from RefSeq and is a predicted model, not a curated record. Gene Ontology annotation, biological process: transmembrane transport. Gene Ontology annotation, cellular component: membrane. Bases 1 to 1221 code for a protein of 406 amino acids.